Molecule: messenger RNA, 842 nt
Organism: Globicephala melas (long-finned pilot whale)
Lineage: Eukaryota; Metazoa; Chordata; Mammalia; Artiodactyla; Delphinidae
Gene: C2H14orf180
Product: chromosome 2 C14orf180 homolog
Cellular component (GO): plasma membrane
Source: RefSeq, a predicted model, not a curated record
AGCGGAUUAUAGGCCGUCAGGUGCGCGAGCGCACGCAGGGUUGCGACAGCUGCAGGAACCCAGGACCAUGUUCCAGUAAAUGAAGACGGCGGCACACGCCCUGAGCCCCGACUCCCUGCCAGAGACGCGGCAUCGGACCAGAAAGAAUGAGGAGGCGGCUCCAGGCUCACCCGUGCUCAGGGCGGGGAGGGAGGACGACAGGAAGGGCCCCCCCUCUAUCCUGAGACGAAGCCCGCAGGAGCGCCACAGCCAUGGGGCCGAGCCACGGAGGACCACGAGGCACGUGCGGUUCCGCGAGCCCCUGGAGGUGGCCGUCCACUACAUCGCCUGCAGGGAGCCCUCCGCCAUGGCCAGGGCGCCCGGCCGGCGCAGGCCCCGCGACGGUGCCCUGAUCCUGCGGCUGACGGCGUGCGUCCUGCUGGUGCUGGCGCUGGGGCUGUGCUGCAGCCGGGCUGAGCCCGUGGCACUGGCCCUGGAGGACCUCCGGGCCCGGCUCCUGGCCCUCCGCGUGCGUCUGCAGCUCGUGGCCCUGGCCUGCUGGCGUCACCUCCUGCAGCUCUGAUGGCCGGCGCUCACCUCCCCCGGGCCCAGGGGCAGCACUGCAGAGGGAGAGCCCCAGGUCGGGGCUGGGUGCUUCCAGACAGCCCUGAGCCCUGGACUCAGCAGGGCUGCUGCAGGCAGGGUGACUGGGAAAGCGGGCCCCACGGCUUGAGAUCAGACGUGGGGUGCUGCGGCCUUGGAUACGGCAGGCAGCCCCCCAGCUCCAAGCAGGCAGCCCCUCCUAUUUCACAUGUUAGGGUGCCCCGUGAGGUUUUAGGAGAACAAGAAUUCCACCGCUGAAA